Messenger RNA from Stylonychia lemnae, 705 nucleotides. Lineage: Eukaryota; Ciliophora; Spirotrichea; Sporadotrichida; Oxytrichidae. The record is from the annotation of a GenBank genome assembly.
AUGGGUAUUACAAUUCUACUUUCUAUUUAAAAGAAAUGCUCAAAGAAAAAUGAUAAAACUAAUAUUACUAUCUAUCUGGAAAAUUAAAUUGAAGUAGCGAAAAAUUCUUAAAAUUAAAAUGAAAAAGUAUCAUCUAGAAACACUAUAGAAACUGAAGCAAGAUUCUAAAGAGGAAAAUUGAGGAAAGCUAAAAAGACUUAGAAGCAUUAAGGGGUGGUUAAGAAUAAACAGAACUAGAGUUCCUAGAGAAGUGAUAAAAACUAAAGUAAUAGUGAUAAAGAAAUGUUAUCAUAUAAAAGUGUUUAGCUAUAACCAUCUCUUUCAAAAUCAGAUGUAUCUCAUGUAGGAAAAUCUAAAUUCUAUAAAAAUAAAAGCAAAAUUAAGAAGAAAGCAAUUGAUGAUUCAUUUACAAUUUAAACAAAUAACUAGCAGCUUGAUAGUACAAUCAACAUUUUUGAUUCUAGUAUAAAUACUCUAAAUUUAACACCUGAAGAUAUUUCUGAUUUUGAUGAAACCUUAGCACAUAACAUUGAAAGGUCAAAAAAAUCCGAAGAAAUACAUAGUGAAGAACUCAAGUAAUUUUAACAGAAUAUUAAGUAGAUUUAGAAAAAUUAAAAUAUCGCUAUAAGUAAACAUUAUUAACAAUAAGAAUUGAAAAUUUUAUCCGAACUGAAAAGCAAACUAAAAUAAUAUCAAACUCAAUGA